Messenger RNA from Cinara cedri, 3984 nucleotides. NCBI's taxonomy places the organism in Eukaryota, Metazoa, Arthropoda, Insecta, Hemiptera, Aphididae. The record is from the annotation of a GenBank genome assembly.
AUGUCAAAUAUUAAUAAUAUUGUUAAUCAGCAAAAUAGUAAAAACAAAACAAAAGUGCCCAGGCGGCCUCCAAAUUUAAACACUCAUGCUUCUAGGUCCACAUAUGAUGAGACAACUACAAUUAAUAAUCUAGAUAAAAAUUUUACUCUUGUUACAAAAGCUAAAAGAAUUCACUCUUCAUCAUCUCAAACCUCAUUGUCAAGCGAUCAGGUCAAUAAAGUCGCAAAAUAUUAUAAAAAAAAAAAAACCAAACUGUUUAAAUCUUUAAAUCGAUUCGAAAUCCUAAAUCAAGAUGUUGAGCCUGACUUAAACUCGUCAUCGCACCAGCCUAUGGAACAAAAUAAUGAUAACUCAGACGAAGUUUUCAACCCCCCCCCUCUCUUGUUUUCGUGAGGGGCGUGGAAAACUACUUAGACCUAUGUACAGCUUUAAUUGAACUAAUUGGGGUAGAUAAUUUCUUCUGUAAAGCGUUUGCUAACCGUUUAAAGAUUCAAACAUCGAAUCCUGAAUCUUACAGAGCACUUAUUAAUUUUCUAAAAGAUCAAGGAGCUGAAUUUCAUUCAUAUCAGCUUAAACAAGACAAACCACUCUGUGUCGUUAUACGGAAUCUUCAUCCAACCAUAAAGGUAGACACUAUUAAAGAAGAACUUGAAGUUUGUCUGUUUGAAAUAAGACGUGUUACAAAUGUUCUCCACAAAAAAACUAAAAUUCCACUUCCGCUCUUCUUCGUAGACUUAGAGCCAACAAUCAGGUCAACUGAAAUAUUUAAUCUGUCCUCACUGCUACACACAAAAAUUAAAGUUGAAGAGCCCUACAAAUCCAAAACAAUCAGCCAAUGCAAUAACUGCCAGGAAUACGGUCACACUAAAAUCUACUGUGGAUACCCCACACGCCGUGUUCGUUGUGGCUCAAAUCACAAAUCCUCGGACUGUCCAAAUUAACGCUCGAUUCCACCAAAGUGUGCACUCUGUGCAGGCGAUCAUCCUGCAAGUUACAAAGGUUGUUCCAUUUACAAGCAUCUCCAGUGUGCCAAAAAACCAUUUAUCAAAAGUAACUUUGUACCAACUAACAAUAGAGUAAAUACCACAACUGUUAGUGAUAGUCAUCCAAUAAAUGACACCCACCCAAUUCAGCCCGAUCCUCGUUCCUAUGUCCAAGUCAUUUCUGGUAGAACAGCUAAUGACUUGACUCCUCCAAUUACUCCUGAUUUAAAUACUACCAUCACAAAUUUCCUUGAGGAUUUCAAAUCGUUAAUAAAUCCUCUAAUGUCACUACUUACCAAAGUAAUUGAAAAACUUCUUGCUAAAUAAAAUGUCAAACAACACAGGUACAAAUAAAUCACUCUUAAUUCUACAAUUUAAUGCAAACGGAAUAAAAAUAUCACAUCAAUGAACUCCAAACAGUGCUAUAUAAUUUACGCAUUGACUUAGCACUAAUAACCGAAACCCAUUUCACCAAAUACUCCAACAUUUAUAUACCUGGGUAUAAACUUUUAAAAACAAACCAUCUUGACAAUACAGCUCACGGUGGUGUUCCUAUUCUCAUUAUUCUAAUUGCUUUAACUCUAUUCAUAACAAUUGCAUUGUAGGCGGUGACUUCAAUGCAAAACACCACUCCUGGGGUUAUGGAGCUAACAACCCGCGUGGUGAAGUUCUUCACAAUUUGUAACUAGAGGUAAUCUAAAAGUUCUUGCUCCUUCUGGUCCAACUUAUUGGCCGACCUCAGCUCGCAAAAAAACAGAUAUUCUAGAUACAGUGUACUCCUGAUUAUCCGUGGAAUAGGAUGGCAGGAUAUCCACGGAUAAACGANAUUCUUAUCAAUGAACUCCAAACAGUGCUAUAUAAUUUACACAUUGACUUAGCACUAAUAACCGUAACCCAUUUCACCAAAUACUCCAACAAUUAUAUAUCUGGGUAUAAACUUUUAAAAACAAACCGUCCUGACAAUACAGCUCACGGUGGUGUUGCUAUUCUCAUAAAAAAUUCAAUCCAAUUUUAACAUCUUCCACAUUUUUGAUUGGAUUAUCUACAAUUAUGUGCCCUAAUCAUCAAAUUAAAUAAUAUUCCUAUUACUAUUGCGGCCAUAUACUCCCCUCCAAAACACAAGAUCACAAUUCAAAAUUAUUCUUAUUACUUUAACUCUAUUCACAACAAUUGCAUUAUAGGCGGUGCCUUCAAUGCAAAACACCACUCCUGGGGUUGCCGAGCUAACAAUCCGCGCGGUCAAGUUCUUCACAAUUUUGUAACUAGAGGUAAUCUAAAAGUUCUUGCUCUUCCUGGUCCAACUUAUUGGCCUACCUCAACUCGCAAAAAACCAGAUAUUCUAGAUAUUUUUAUUACGAAAAUACCAAACAAUAUUCAUUGUAUUAUGGAGAAUAUUCUCAAUUUAAAUUCUGACCAUUCUUCAAUAUUGCUAACUCUUAAUGUCUCUCCUCCACUACGUCAGGAAUCCCCGAAAUUAUUUAAUUAUACUACUAAUAAAAGUAAAUUUCAUGACCUUGUUGACCAACAAAUCAAAUUAAACAUUAAAUUAAAAUCCAAUGAUAAUCUGGAUCUAGCUGUUAAUAAUCUUACCAACCUAAUUCAAUCUGCGGCUUGGUCAUCCACAGUCACAACUUUUAACCCUUCUAAAACUCCUACUUUGCCAGUCCACAUUCGUGAAAUCAUUGUUGAAAAAUGUAGGACAAGGGCUCUUUACCAACGAACCUGCCUCCCUUCACACAAGCAAAAAUACAACAAACUGGCCAAUCAUUUAAAAAAAUUGUUAGCUAAGCUCAAAUCAAAAUCUUUUGAAAGUUUCCUAACUAAUCUCUCACCAAAUGAUGGUAGUCUUUGGAAAACAACAAAAAAUGCGUGCAAAACCAAAGCCCCUAAUGUGUCAAUAAAAAAAAUGAUGGUAGUCUUGUUAUAUCUGACUCAGAUAAAGCCGAAAUGUUCAAACUCUAUCUAUCUGAUAUAUUCAAACCUCACUCAGAUAUAUUCUCUCCUAAUAACAUCAACCCUGUGGAAGAGUAUCUAAACUCCCCACUACCACUAGCUCGUCCUGUCAAACACUUUACUCUGAAUGAAGUUAAAUAUGCCAUUUACAAAUACUCUUUCAAAAAAUCUCCCGGAUUUGACCAUAUUACUGCUGAAGUUGCCAGGUGCCUACCAAAACAAGCGAUCAUCCACCUCACACAUUUAUAUAACUCCGUGCUUAGGCUAUCAUAUUUUCCUUCCCUUUGGAAAUUCUCUAUUAUUAUUCUUGUUCCAAAGCCCAAUAAACCCCCUGACUCCAUCUCCUCCGACCCAUAAGCCUACUACCUUUUUUUGCUAAAAUCCUCGAAAGACUUUUACUCAAAUGCAUUUUACCUUGCUUAACUGUUAAUUCCAUUCUUCCCGACUCCUAGUUUGGUUUUCGAUCUACCCACUCAACAAUCCAUCAAGUUCAUAGAGUUGUAGAUGCGAAAAAUUAAAUUGCACAUGCGUUUUUCUUGAUAUCACUCAGGCAUUUGAUAGGGUCUGGCACGACGGACUACUUUUCAAAUUGAAAAAAAUUUUACAUCCUGUAUACUUCCUGGUCAUUAAAUCCUAUUUAACAGACAGAUAUUUCAGUACUCGUUUUGGUGAAACUCUCUCCAGUAUAGCCAAAAUCUCGGCGGGUGUUCCUCAAGGUGGAAUUCUUUUGCCUGUGCUCUUUAACAUCUACGCAUAUGACCAACUCACCUCCCCGAACACAAUAGUCGCUGACUACGUGGAAGAUAAAGCAAUAAUCUCAGUGAAUCAUGACUCGGUUGUUGCCUCCCACCAUCUCCAAACUCAUCUCUCCUUCAUGGAAGAAUGGUACACCAAUUGGUGGUUGAAAAUAAAUCAAUCAAAAUCUGUGCAUUGUACAUUUACCCUUAGACUUGCACCCUGCCCAGCUGUCUCCAUUCAUGGUAUCUCUAUUCCAAAUUCACAAACAGUUAAAUAUCUUGGGCUAACACUGGAUCAAAGAUUAACCUAG